Phodopus roborovskii (desert hamster) is the source of this 1771-nucleotide messenger RNA. RefSeq names its product kelch repeat and BTB domain containing 13 (gene Kbtbd13). NCBI's taxonomy places the organism in Eukaryota, Metazoa, Chordata, Mammalia, Rodentia, Cricetidae. The record is from RefSeq and is a predicted model, not a curated record. Bases 195 to 1571 code for a protein of 458 amino acids. The transcript has a single exon. Gene Ontology annotation, molecular function: protein binding.
AUGCCCUCUGGGCCAGGCGGCUAUCCAAGCCUGCAGGCCACAUCACAUGAGCGUCCUAUCUUUAGUCAGGAAGGUAUUUAUAUCCCCCAGGGAAAGUUUUUUUUCCUUCCCCGCCUCGGGGUAGCCCCAGAGUCAGUAGCCCCAGGCAAAUCUAGGCCCCCCAGCGGCAGCAGCCUCCACCCAUCUGACUCAUCAUGCCCCCAGGUCCCGAGGUCCCGGUGCAGGUGUGGGUGGACGGCCAACUCUUCCAGGCCGAGCAGUCGCUGCUGGUGGAGCACUGCGGCUUCUUCCGUGGGCUUUUCCGCUCUGGCAUGCGAGAGGCGCGCGCGGCUGAGGUGCACCUGGGUGCACUGAGCGCAGCGGGCUUCGGUACCGCGUUGCGGGUGCUGCGCGGAGAGCGGCCACCGCUGGCGGCCGACGAUGAGCUGCUGCAGGCCGUGGAGUGCGCCGCGUUCCUGCAGGCGCCCGCGCUCACGCGCUUCCUGGAGCACAGCGUCACGUCGGACAACUGCUCGCUGCUGUGCGACGCCGCCGCUGUCUUCGGCCUGCGCGAUGUGCUCCACAGCGCUGCGCUCUUCAUCCGCGAUGGCGCGCGUGAGCUGGUGGCGGAAUUGGAACUGCCCGAGGCCCGUGCCUAUGUGGAGGCGCUGCGACCUAGCACCUACGUGGCCGUGAGCACGCACACGCCCACACCCGGCUUCCUGGAGGAUGCAUCGCGCACCAUGUGCUACCUGGAUGAAGAGGAGGAUGCAUGGCGCACGCUGGCCGCACUGCCCUUGGAGGCCAGCACGCUGCUGGCAGGCGUGGCUACUCUGGGCAACAAGCUCUACAUCGUGGGUGGUGUGUGUGGCGCCAGCAAGGAGGUAGUGGAGCUAGGCUUUUGUUACGAUCCGGAAGGUGGUACCUGGUGUGAGUUCCCCAGCCCGCACCAGCCACGCUAUGAUAUGGCACUGGCUGGUUUUGAAGGCCGCCUCUAUGCCAUUGGUGGUGAAUUCCAGAGGAUGCCCAUGAGCUCCGUGGAGUGCUACGAUCCCUCCACAGGCUGCUGGAGCUUCGUGGCAGACUUGCCACAGCCAGCUACAGGGGUUCCCUGUGCCCAAGCACGUGGUCGCCUCUUCGUGUGCCUGUGGAAGCCGGCAGAUAUCACUGCCGUCGUUGAGUACGUGGUGCAGAUGGACAAAUGGCUUCCGGUAGCUGAACUGUGUCGUUCACAGAGCUACGGCCACUUUAUGGUGGCCCAUCGUGACAGUCUCUAUGUGGUUCGUAAUGGGCCUUCUGAUGAUUUCCUGCACUGUGCCAUCGAUUGCCUCAACCUGGUCACGGGUCAGUGGACAUCGCUACCUGGCCAGUUUGUCAACAGCAAGGGAGCACUGUUCACGUCUGUGGUGCGUGGGGACACUGUCUAUACAGUCAACCGUGUAUCCACGUUGGUCUAUGCCAUUGAAGAUGGCACCUGGAGGCUGCUCAGGGAGAAGACUGGGUUUCCACGGCCUGGCUCUUUACAGACGUUUCUCCUGCGGCUGCCUCCUGGCACUACUGGGCCUGUGGCCACCGCAUUGCCAGAGUUGUGAGCUCUGAAUGACUUCAGAAGACUUGAGAGUCUUCAUGAGCCAUGACUAUGUGAGCCUGGAUUAAGGAGCUCUUGGGAACUCCUUUUUUCCCUAUUGGGACACUCAGGUCUCUGCUUUCUGGUGGUAUGGAUAUCCAAGGAGCCCUGAGAAACGCAGAUGCCUGGGUUCUCAAAUCACUUGGGCUCUGCUGAGAACUGGUG